Messenger RNA from Bombus terrestris (buff-tailed bumblebee), 3328 nucleotides. RefSeq names its product probable serine/threonine-protein kinase roco9 (gene Neos). Bases 310 to 2253 code for a protein of 647 amino acids. Lineage: Eukaryota; Metazoa; Arthropoda; Insecta; Hymenoptera; Apidae. The transcript has 6 exons. Gene Ontology annotation, molecular function: RNA binding. The record is from RefSeq and is a predicted model, not a curated record.
CCAUCAUAUGCGACCCCUUCAGGUUUCAAUUGUUGAUUGAAAUAUUCUGUUUUCAAACUGACAAUAUUUCGUCGAUAUUACUGCCCCAUAACAAUUAGAGACAAAACAAGAAGUGAAUAAAAACUUGUUACUCUUACGCGAUAUUGUUAUCGUCACGUUGAUUAAAAUAUAUCUAAAUGAAGUAUAUGAAGAAGUAAACGUCAGCAUUCGAACAUAACCUUAGUCUUUGUUAUUUAAGUGGAAUUGGUAUUACUAUUCUAAUAAUUAUUUUCUUUUGAGAAUUAUUUGUUAUAAGUACAGCAUUCCAAAAUGAAUGUAAGAUUAUUAAAAGAUCCUGCUACUGUAAGUAGUCGUAUAUUUGUGGGUCAUUUACAAACUGAUGAUAUGACUAAAGUUGAGUUGGAAGAACAUUUUUCAAAAUAUGGAACAGUUGUUGGUUCUUCGAUAAACCGAGGUUUUGGCUUUGUUCAAUUUGAAGAAGAACAAUCUGCUCAAAAAGCUAUUCAAAAUGAAGAUGGAGCAAUGUUCAAAGGCAGAAGAAUAGAUGUUAGGCCAGCAAAAAAGGAUAAUCAAUCCGGUGGAGGUGGUGGAGGAGGAGGAAAACAAUUAGGAGGACCUAAUAAUCAAUUUAAUUCUGCCAAUAAUCAUUUUAAUGCUGGGAAUGAUCCUUUUAAUAGUGGAAAUCAGAAUUAUGGAGGAAAUUCAAAUUUCAAUGCUAACCAAAGCUUUGGUUGUGAUUCACAGUUAAGCGAUAAUCAGAAAGUAAAUAAUAUGCAAAUUCGAAGUGGUGGAAAUGAUCCAUUUGGGGAUGGAAAUCAGAAUAGAGAUAAUGUGAAUGACCAAUUUGGAAAUCAAAAUAGAAACAAUGGGAAUGAUCAAUUUAGCAAUAUAAUGCAAAAUAAAGGGAACAGUAAUUUUAAUCCAAAUAAUCAGAACAGAAGUGGUAAUGACCAAUUUAAUCAAAACAGAGGUGGUAAUCAAUUUGGGCUAGGUGGAAACCAAAAUAGGCCUGGUGGAAACCAAAACCGAAAUGCAAAUAAUCAGAAUCAAAGUGGUGGUGGAGGUGGCAUGAAUAGCGGUGGGAGUGGUCGACCAAGAGGUAGUAGAGGUGGAAAAAAUCGAAAUAAAAAUAGAGAUAAUUCAGGUGGAAAUAACUUUAGAGAUCGCAGUCCUAUUAAUAGAGGUAAUCGUUUAGAUGAUAAAGGUGGUAGAGAUUGGGAACAUAAACAAGGGGAUAGAUUAAGAGGGAACAAUUUUGGCAGAGAUUCAUUCAAUGAUAGUAAUAACCGUUAUGAAGAUUUUAAAAAUUCUGCUCCUAGAGAUAUGAAUAUAAGUUUUAAUAAUACAAGUACAUCAAAUGAAUACUCAAAUGCAACAACUGAGAAAAAUGACUGUGAAAUUAUUGUUGUUAACAAAGCAUUAACGGAAUAUGCGGAAAGUAUCGAAAUGAGGUUGAAAAAAAUUGGCUUAACAGUUGAUUUGUUAUUUCCAAAUGAGGAUGUACUUCUAAGUAGAGUUUUAGGAAAUAUUGCCAGUCGGGGAUGUUUAUAUGCAGUCGUAGUUACACCAAUAAAUCAAGAACAUCAUUCCCUAACUUUAAACAUUCUUCAUGGUUUACCCCAGGAACAUAGAAAUAUGCUUGUUGAAGAUGCUAUUAAUUUAAUAUCACGAGAUUUUGUUAAUUACAAAGCUGGUGGACGAUCGGUUCCAUUGAAUACACCUUUUGCAAACGAACGGCAUCCUGAUGCCAUUCAGGUUCUUUUAAACAUGCUGGCUGAUAAUCAUCAGUUAACAGUUUUGCAGUAUGAUCGUGUUAUAAAAUAUCUUGAAAUUAAACGUGAAGAACAAGUACAAGUUGAAUUGGGAGAUGUAAAAGAUUUACCAGCUACGACGACGAUAACAGUCAGUGAUCCGAAACAAGCAGAAUUACAAUCUAGGAUACUUAAUAUCCUAAACAGUAAUAAAACAACUUCAUCUGCACCAACACCUAGUCCAGUACCAGCGCCUACUACAACACCAGUGCCCGUUCCGCCAGCUACUUGGGGAACAGCAGCAUCAACUGCGUCAACAGCAUCCACAACUACUACUACUACUACGGGAGUUUCACCGUCACCUCUGCUAAACGAUCCGACAGUUCAAAAGGCACUUGACAGUCUGUUGCAAGGCAAUUUACUCAAAAGCAUCGGCGAUCAGCAACCAACUACAACCUCAACACCUCUGUUUGCUGCUUUUUCGAAUAUCGGCCGAUUUUAAUUUAUUUCAAUUUUAUUUAUCAUAUAAUAAAUAAUUGGGGGUUUGGAUCUCCUUUAUUUUUCUGACAUUCAUACUCUUUCUGAUGAAUAGUCGCACUUGUUUUAAUAACAUGGAAUUUUUAUGACAGCAUUUGAUAAAAAAUUAGAAUACUAACAGGAUUGCAUUCAAAAUAAUUGUGAUAUUUGCAUCCGAAAAAAUGUUAGCAUGCUUUUAUAUGUAUUAAAAAAAGUAUAUUUUAAAUAUAGAAUUCAUAAUGCUUUGUAAAUUCUAUAGAUGUUAUCUGCAUAGUUCAUAAAUACUUGUUUGUAUAGUGGUUCAGUCUUUUUACUUUUAGAAAAGAAAUAUUUUAGUUUACUAUAUUUCACAUAAAGUAAAUGAUGGAGAAACUAAAUAUUAAAGAAAUUUAAUCUUAUUUUCUCUCGUGGUAAUUAUCUUUUCUAUUACUAUACAACUAGGCUUUGAAUACACUUUGAAUAUAUUAACAGGUUUAAAAUAUGAUCGAAUAUUACAUUUUAUUGAUAAUUAAAUAGUUUCUUAUGAUAUAGACUAUUUCAAUAUGUAAUGUACUGAAGUAGUAAUCAACAAUUUAACUAGACAAUUUAUUAUCCUUGAUAUAUAGAAUUUAUUAUAUUGUAAUUUUAAUGAAUUGCCAUGAUUAUUUCUAUUACUUCUACAGUUUUUAAUAAUGUAAAGUAUUCUUUAUAUGUGAACAUAAAGCAUUUGAUUUUUAUAGUGGAUUAUGUAAGAUACACAAUAUAUUAAUUUUUCUAUUGCGUUAUUAGAAAUACACAUAUUGUGAUGAAGAUUGUUUAAUUUUUACUCAUUCAUCAAUUUCAUUAUCUCUGUUAUAUUUUUUCCUUCAUAUUUAUGUUAUUACACACAUUUCUAUUAGUUUGAAUAUUUACACAAAUGUAUUGUGUAUAAGAAGCACAUUUUCUUAGGAACUAGGUAAAUAUCAUGUAUAACUUCAAUAAAAUGUUUUUAGGAAUAUUUCAUGUCUUUCAUUAAUAAUGUUGUAUGAUGUUGAUGUCUCUCUUAUGGGUCUAAAAACAAGAAAAUAUAUUUAUGAAAUUGA